Molecule: messenger RNA, 2271 nt
Organism: Mugil cephalus (flathead mullet)
Lineage: Eukaryota; Metazoa; Chordata; Actinopteri; Mugiliformes; Mugilidae
Gene: dcph1
Product: acidic residue methyltransferase 1
Exons: 5
Coding region: 81-1433 (450 amino acids)
Biological process (GO): DNA damage response
Cellular component (GO): nucleus; cytoplasm
Molecular function (GO): phosphatase activity
Source: RefSeq, a predicted model, not a curated record
GCCAUCCCCAGACGAUUUUGUUCCUGUCCGUUUGACGUUGUUGAUAAAGUUUGAAUUUGAACCACUGUGUUGCUGAAAUCAUGGCGGCGGAUCAAACUGUGAGCCGAGCCCCCCCUGCACUGUCUGCCAAAGUGGUCGGGUCAUUUGCAUAUUUGACAAUAAGAGACAGAUUGCCCACCAUCCUGACUAAAGUCAUAGACACAAUACAUCGCAACAAAAACAAGUUUUUUGAAGAAUAUGGGGAGGAGGGUAUCAAGGCAGAGAAACAAACAAUAUCUCUUCUGUCUAAGCUGAGGAAUGAGCUGCAAACCGAUAAGCCAGUGCUCGAACUGACGGACGGCCUGCAAGACACGGAGUCCUGGAACCAGUACCUGCAGAGACACCAGAUGCUGCACGAGGACCAGGACUCCGUCAGCUGGUUCAAGUCUCCGUGGCUCUAUGUGGAGUGCUACAUGUACCGUAGGAUACAAGAGGCCCUCUGGCUCAACCCACCAAUCAGUGACUACGAUUACUUUAACGAGGGAAAGACUCAAGGCUAUUUUGAGUCGACGCAGGCAGUGAUAGCCUUAUGUACAUACUUGGAGGGCGUCAAAAAGAACAUUGAGGAGCUUUCAAAGACUCAGCUGUUUGAGCAUUUCUACAAACUGCUUCAGGUUUCUCUGUGGGGGAAUAAAUGUGAUCUGUCCAUUUCUGCUGGCCAAGAGAACUCCCAGAAGAUCAGCCCAAUAGAUUCCCUCAACAGCCUACAACCCUUCAUCUUGGUGGAUGACUCCAACAUGGUAUGGUCAACCCUCAUGUCUGCCCAGAGGCCUGGGCAGUCUGGGAAAACUGCCGCAGACAGAGUGGACAUUGUACUUGACAAUGCUGGCUUUGAGCUAGUCACCGACUUGGUCUUGGCUGAUUUCCUGGUUUCCUCUGGCCUGGUACGUCAGAUCCAUUUUCACGGCAAAUCCAUCCCAUGGUUCGUCUCUGACGUCACAGCUAACGACUUCCAGUGGACCAUCCGACAGACCAUGGCGGCCAACCACAAGUGGAUGUCCAAGAGUGGUUUCCACUGGCAGAGCUAUCUGAAAGAAGGCGUGUGGCUCUAUCAUGACCAUCCUUUCUGGACACAGCCCCAUGAGUUCUGCGACAUGGCUGCUGAUGCUCCUGAGCUGUAUGCCACCCUGCAGAGGGCAGACCUGCUGCUGUUUAAAGGUGACCUCAACUACAGGAAGCUGACGGGGGACAGAGAGUGGGACCACACUGUGGGCUUUGACACUGCACUGCGAGGGUUUGGGCCUGCACCACUGUGUAGUCUGAGAACUCUCAAGGCCAACGUUCAGGUCGGUCUGCAGCCGGGCCAAGGGGAGAAGCUCACCUCCCAAGACCCAAGCUGGAUGACGAAUGGCAAGUACGCUGUGAUUCAGUUCAGCAACCCAAAGACGGAAUAGUCGGACGGACCUCAGGAUGCCCCUGGAAAGACGUGCACUUAAAAGAAGUACCAGAAGCAGGAAUAACAUUCAAGCCAUAAGACUAUUUAGUUACAAAAGACUGUGGUGUCUUUGUUCCUCACUAUCACCACUUCAUCAAUUUUGAUACUGAAAUGCAGAGUCGUGUUUAAUAAUUAUUUUCACAAUCGAUCAAUAUCAUCUCAUAUUUAAAACAUUAGCACAUUCAGAUCGAAAUGUUAAAUUAUGAUUUGAACCAAGCAGCCGACCUCAACACUCAGAGCUAACAUAUCAAGAGUCGCUUAACACAUUGUGCACCCUGGAUUACUUCCUAAUGUUUACUGGUUGACGUAGAUGCUUAACAAUUACUGAAAUAAAAUGUAUUAAGAAUUAGGCUUUAUAAAUCCCCAUCCUUCUGGAACAGCACUUCACAAUCUAGCAUGGGAGAGGGAUGAUAAAGGUAAUUUAAGGUUCUUUUUAUCUUUUUAGUUCAGCUUGGGUUGUUUAACUGUGUCAAUUGUGUCACUUGCCGUGUGCACGAAAACAAGCCGACACCCAUUUAAACUCACUGGAUCGUUUUAUGACCGUUUUUCUCAGUUUGAUACGCGGUUACUUUGGGCAGCUUAGCAGCAGAAGUGACGACGUGCUUGUUGUGUUUAAAAUGACAGCCACUGUAUCUGCAUUGAUAAAAGCCGAUGUCUUUGUGAACACCAUUUUGUCAUGCGAGUCCUUGCUGCCACCGUUCAGAAGCGAUGUUUUCUGGAUUCCUCUCACUGCUGCUGCAGAACCGAUACUUUCAUUAUUGAUCAAUCGAUGUAACUCAAUAAAUAACUGCAAUGUU